Periophthalmus magnuspinnatus is the source of this 1685-nucleotide messenger RNA. It is a transcript of the gene bambia, whose product is annotated as BMP and activin membrane-bound inhibitor (Xenopus laevis) homolog a. Lineage: Eukaryota; Metazoa; Chordata; Actinopteri; Gobiiformes; Gobiidae. Gene Ontology annotation, biological process: negative regulation of transforming growth factor beta receptor signaling pathway; positive regulation of canonical Wnt signaling pathway; transforming growth factor beta receptor signaling pathway. The record is from RefSeq and is a predicted model, not a curated record. Bases 466 to 1260 code for a protein of 264 amino acids. Gene Ontology annotation, molecular function: frizzled binding. The transcript has 3 exons.
CCUGGUAACCCUUGUCUGUGCGGAGUUCGCUUGCAGUCUUCUCAGAGUCGUCUUCUCUUUUUCUACAAACUUUGCAUCGCGCAGGAAUACAAAAGCGACACUGCAGCGCUCCGUAUCUGACCACAUCACGAGGAACGACCGACUUUUGCACGAUUACUUGCAGUCUUUCGGAGUAUAACCUUCUUCCCAGUUUUUUUUUCGCCCUGAAGAAAGUGAAGUGCUCGUUACGCGUCUUCUCUAACCACGGACAAGUUUUUACGUUUUUUCCUGUGUUCGUGCGUAAAAGGAAGCGCCUUGGCUGUGUUUUCGGAAAUCUUGGUUUCUUUCGGAUUGCAAACAGUCGUCGUUUUGGAGUCGAAAUGGCUGCUUUUCGGCUGCUCCAUGUGUAAGCCUUCUUCGAGCUACUGUGGCCGCUGCGACUGGAUACGACGAAGGCUCCGUGCGUAAUCAUCCACCCGGGGGUCAAUGGAGCGACAGUCCAGUUUCAUUUCGCUGUGGCUUCAACUGGAACUUUGUGCCAUGGCUAUCCUCCUCACUAAAGGUGAAAUCCGGUGUUACUGCGAUGCACCUCACUGCGUAGCCACUGGAUACAUGUGCAAGUCCGAACUCAACGCCUGCUUCACUAAAGUCCUGGAUCCAUACACCGCCAACUCACCCCUCACACACGGCUGCCUCGACCCGGUGGCUAACGCUGCCGAUGUGUGCAGUAGUACUAGCAGCAGUAGUAAUAGCAGAAGUAAGGACCCUCUGAACGGAGCUGUGGCGACGUCACUGGAGUGUUGCCAUGAUGAUAUGUGCAACUACAGAGGCCUCCAUGACCUGGCGCAUUCGAGGGACUCAGCAGACCACAGCCGCUACCCGCAGGACAGCAGCCGCAGCCUGGUCACACGAGUCCAGGAGCUCGCUUCUGCCAAGGAGGUGUGGUUCCGGGCAGCUGUCAUCGCUGUGCCCAUCGCUGGGGGUCUCAUCCUCGUCCUCCUCAUCAUGCUAGCCCUGAGAAUGCUUCGCAGUGAAAACAAACGCCUCCAGGACCAACGCCAACAGAUGUUAUCCAGAUUGCACUACAGCUUCCACGGACAUCACACCAAAAAGGGACACAUCGCCAAGCUCGAUCUGGAAUGCAUGGUUCCGGUAACUGGCCAUGAAAACUGUUGCCUCACGUGUGAUAAAAUGCGGCAAGCCGAUCUAGGGAAUGACAAAAUUUUAUCACUAGUGCAUUGGGGGAUGUACAGUGGACACGGAAAGCUGGAAUUUGUAUGAUCCUAGCUUCGUUUUGGAGCAUUCCGACUUAUAGACAUUCCCAGUUUUGGAUUUACGGGAAGUUUUUGCGGACCAAGCAGGACUGAAUUUCGUGGAGCACUUUACUUGAAUAUUAGCGGCGAAACGCGACACACCUGGAGCGUUAAACUUGAGGCGGGAUCCAGGACUCAGAAAGCAAGGAUUACGUCGUCUUAUUUGCACAUUUGUAUAAAAAAAGUUGUUUGAUUUUUUUUUUUUCCCCCAACACUGACCAGGGUACAAACAGACUGUUAGGAGGAGGAGUACAGCUCCAUUGCUGUGACUGAAGAGCUCACUCCUCGGGUAUUGUAAAAGUGGAUCUAUCUAUUUUUGUCUGAUGAAGCGUGCUGUUCAGACUUUAAGCUUGAGUGUGAGAGAAAAACCAUUAAAGGUGACUUUUUAUUUAA